AUGGCAAGCAUGGACGCGAAAGACGAUCCGAGCCACGCCAAGCCUGCACUUCCCCUCCUCCUCGCGCCCGCCGCGCUCUACCUCUUCUCGGUCUCGCUCCUGUUUCCCAUCUUUCCGUCGCUCCUGAAGUUCGCUCUGCCCGCUGGAGUGCCCGAGCGUGGCGCGGAGACCACCGCGCUGUACGGCUUGCUGCAGCAGAUUAAGGCCGUCCUCGACCUCUUUACGCUGCCAGUGCUCGGCAGGGUCAGCGACUAUGUCGGCCGCAAGCCGGUGACGCUCUGGUGUCUCGUGCUCGCCCUGCUGCAGCUGCUGCUCAUCACGCCGCCCUCACGAACGGGCGCCGCGCCCGAGACGUACCACGCCUGCCUCGUCGCCUCGCGCGUGCUCGGCGGCAUGAGCGACGGCGUGCUCGUGCUGCUGUUUGCCUCCCUGACAGACGUGGCGGACGGCGCGGCGCUGCCGGUCCUCUUCGGGAGGGUGGGACUCGUGUUUGGCUGCGCGUUCACGCUGGGCCCGCUCACCGCCGCCCUCCUCCUCGCCCGGACGGAGACCCUCCUCGCCGCGCGACGCUCGCGCCUGCCCACGUCGCUGACGGCGCAGUUUCUCCUCUCCUUCUCUCCCGUCUACCAGUUGCAGCAGGCGCGGGGCCGCGCGGGACUGGCGCACACCGUCUCGCACAACCGAGAAGACACGGACCCACGCCCACACCAGGUCUGA
Emiliania huxleyi CCMP1516 is the source of this 717-nucleotide messenger RNA. RefSeq lists its product as hypothetical. The transcript has 4 exons. Gene Ontology annotation, molecular function: transmembrane transporter activity. The record is from RefSeq and is a predicted model, not a curated record. Lineage: Eukaryota; Haptophyta; Isochrysidales; Noelaerhabdaceae. The coding region runs from base 1 to 717 and encodes 238 amino acids. Gene Ontology annotation, biological process: transmembrane transport.